UGUGUUCAGGUAUGUGGAGUGAAGCUCCGCCUCCAGACGGCUUCUUUAAAAAGUUCCAGUUUGUCCAGUUUAACUCCAUUCUGAAACAGCAGGAAGAAGAAUCACAAACUCUGUUUGGAUAAAACCAGCAGCGAGUGGCUGAAGAUGCUGGGUGCCUGGACUCGGAGGCUCCCCCUGCUGAGCCUGGUUCUGGUCCUGGUCCUGGUUGUGGUUCUGGUUCUGGAUCCGACCAGCGGAGCCUCGACUCUGGGCCUGACGGUCGCCGUGGUUCCCCUGGACAGCGAUGGAGGACAGACGGUUCGAGCUCACUUCACCUCCAUCUCGGCUGGUUCUUGUCCGUCUCUGUCUGGACUCUGUCCUGAAGGAGACGACUGUCUGCUGCAUAGAACCUCGGUACCGUUUACCGGAACCAGACCCGGUUCUGGGUGGUGCGUCCGGCAGUGGCAGAGAACCGUCUCCAGCAGAUACUCAGCCAACGUCAGCCUCGGGUCCGACACUGAGUUUUACGUGUCCCUGAACGCAACACCGAAGGUUCGAGCAAACAGCGGGAGACUGAACCAGCCAGUCUUCGUCGCUCUUCCUCCUCCUCUCAGAGCUCGUGUGAACUGCCCGCAUCACUUCCACCUGUCGGUCAAAGAUCCGGACGGAGACAAAGUUCAGUGUCGCUUCGCUCGACCGGAACGAGGAGAAUGUUUGAGCUGCGAGAGGCGUCCGUUCAUCGAGCUACAGGAGGAGAAAUGCAUUUUGUUCUUCACUGGGAAGGCAGCUGCAGGUCAGUAUUUCAUCCACCUGAUGGUUGAAGAUCUGAUUCCUGUUCCUAAAAUCAGCCACGUCACCAACAACUCACCGCUUAGCUCCGUCCCGCUUCACCUCUCUCUGACCGUGGAAGAAUCGUCGACCAGCUGCACUGAUGAACCGUUGGCUUCUUCAGAAACUCCUGCAGAGGAUUCAGUGAUGUUCGUUCUGCCGUACGAGCAGAUAAAGUUCAACAUCCACUACAUAUCUGAGGCCGAGAGUGUUUCAGAGGUAGCGGUGGUCGGUCCUCCAGAACUCUACCGGACCGACCUCACCUCGGUCGGUCCUCUGGCUGCCCUGACGGUCUCCUGGACUCGAUCUGAGAACCAACUGGCUCGACUGCUGCCAAUCUGCUUUGUAGCAAACACCAACAGUUUGCAGUCGGAGCCCCGCUGUGUGUGGUUGUACCAAAGGGAGAUGAAGGUGCUGCCCUCAGGAACAGAGCUGAAGUGUGGGAAGUCGGAGAUGACCCUGGUGCUGCCCGUCACCUCCCUCAGCAAUAUUAAUCUGGCCGAGCUGCAGCUCAACAGUCCUACCUGUCCGGUCAGCUACAACAGCACUCACCUGACGGCCAGCAUCUCACUGAGCGGCUGCGGCACCAAGACUGUGGUAACAUCUCUGUUCUUAGAGCUUUAACCGUCCCUUUACAUUGUAUUAUAGAACACACAGCUGUGUAUUCUCUACAUGAUGUCAGUAAAUGCAUCAGAGAUCAGCUGCAGUACC
Molecule: messenger RNA, 1518 nt
Organism: Amphiprion ocellaris (clown anemonefish)
Lineage: Eukaryota; Metazoa; Chordata; Actinopteri; Pomacentridae
Exons: 11
Coding region: 145-1431 (428 amino acids)
Source: RefSeq, a predicted model, not a curated record